Messenger RNA from Heterocephalus glaber (naked mole-rat), 3670 nucleotides. It is a transcript of the gene Gpr180, whose product is annotated as G protein-coupled receptor 180. Gene Ontology annotation, biological process: response to pheromone; G protein-coupled receptor signaling pathway. The record is from RefSeq and is a predicted model, not a curated record. NCBI's taxonomy places the organism in Eukaryota, Metazoa, Chordata, Mammalia, Rodentia, Bathyergidae.
CGCGGGCGGCGGGCGCCUUCCGGGCCUCACCUGGCCUGCCCCCUCCGCGGCCGCCCCUGCAUGACCUGAGCACCUGAAAGCCAGUUCCUGUUCCCCAGCCCUCUCCGAGCAAGCGAGUACCCGAGGCGCGGUUUCUUAAUCAACUCACUGUAACUUUGACAAUGAUGGUAUUGUCACUAUAAUAAAUGGCACAGUCUGAAUAGUACUGGGAAAUCUAGGAUGUGUGGAAGUUAUGACAUGGAUUAUUCCUCAUGAUCAGUAAAGAGGCUUAGACAACUCUGAUGGUUCAUGAUGAUUACCUGGGAAACAGAGGAGAAACAGGUGACCAUGCUCUUCUGUGUGUCAGAAUCAACAACAUAGCAGUCGCUAUUGGAAAAGAAGCUAAACUCUACCUGUUCCAAGCCCAGGAGUGGCUAAACCUGCAGGAAAACAAUCAUGCUUAUAGUUGUAGUGAAAAAUUAUCCAGAGCUCAGCUGACAAUGACAUUGAACCAGACUGAACAUAAUCUGACAGUGUCCCAGAUUCCAUCUCCACAAACGUGGCAUGUGUUUUAUGCAGACAAGCAUACAUGCAAAGGUGACACGGAGACUUCUCAGGUGGAAGAUAUCCCAUUUGAAAUAGUGUUGCUAAACCCAGACGCUGAAGGGAAUCCAUUUGACCAUUUUAGUGCUAGGGAAUCUGGGUUACAUGAGUUCUUUUUCCUUCUAGUCCUAGUGUACUUUGUGAUUGCUUGCAUUUAUGCUCAAUCAUUGUGGCAGGCUAUUAAGAAAGGAGGACCCAUGCACAUGAUUUUAAAGGUUCUGACAACUGCAUUGCUGUUACAAGCUGCUUCAGCUUUAGCUAAUUACAUUCAUUUCUCCAGGUACUCCAGAGAUGGAAUAGGGGUACCUUUUAUGGGAAGUUUGGCAGAAUUUUUUGAUAUUGCUUCCCAAAUCCAGAUGUUAUAUCUACUCCUGAGUCUGUGCAUGGGUUGGACAAUAGUCAGAAUGAAAAAGUCUCAGAGUAGACCUCUUCAGUGGGACUCUACCCCUACAUCCACCAGCAUUGCAGUGUUCAUUGUCGUAACCCAGAGUAUUUUGCUACUUUGGGAGCAGUUUGGAGAUACCAGUCAUCAUAGCUCCCAUUCACACCACAGCCUAGCAGGGAUCCUUCUCAUCGUUUUAAGAAUUUGCCUGGCGCUGUCAUUAGGCUUCGGACUCUAUCAGAUCAUCGUGGUGGAGAGAAGCACCCUCAAAAGAGAAUUCUACAUCACAUUCGCCAAAGGCUGCAUCUUGUGGUUUUUAUGCCACCCGACUCUAGCGUGCAUUUCCCUCGUGUUUAGUGACUACCAGAGAGAUAAGGUUGCUACAGUAGGUGUUAUCCUUUGCCAGUCUGUGUCCAUGCUUAUUCUCUACAGACUCUUCUUAUCCCACAGCCUAUACUGGGAAGUUUCUUCGCUUUCCUCAGUAACCCUACCACUGACCAUAUCAUCUGUACACAAAAGUCGACCUCACUUCUGAUGGUUGUUGUUAAAAGAAAAAGUGAAUUGGUUAAAAGAGUGCAAUAAGGAUCCAAAUAUAGUGACUCUUUUUUCAUACAUUUGGUAUGAAAAAUCCAACAGUGAAAGUAAAGCAUGCUAUUUAUAUAACUGCAUUUAAGCAGUAUCAAAACUUAGAAAAGGUAAUGUGAAAUGUUUUGAAAUAUGCUUAUACAAUAAACUUUGAAGAAGGAGUGUUGUUAUAAGGUGACUGAAAGACUUUCCAUAUGUUAAUAAAUGUGAAAAAGUUAUAUGAUACUUUGGGAGGAUGUUCACUAUUUACUAUGCCACAUAUCCAUAGCUAACUCAGGUUUGAUAGUCUUUUAAACAGUAAUCAGUUUGGGCCGGGGAUUUAGCUCAGUGGUUCAGGUGCCUGCCUUGCAAGCGCAAGGUCCCGCGUUCAAUCCCUGGUACCAAAAAAAACAAAAAAAAGUAAUCAGUUAAAUGAUUACUUGCUGAUACAUAUCUAAACUAGUCCAGUUAGGAAAUCAGUAUAAUACACUGAUUUUAAAAACUGCUUGUUUUGCCAGAGAUUUAGCUCAGUGAUUCCACCGCCUGCCUCGCAAGCACAAGGUCCCGAGUUAGAUCUCCAGUACCCCCCAAAAAAAAAAAGCUGCUUGUUUUUGAUGCUUUCAAAGAAAUGCAUUUCAUAUUAGAAUUUAAAAAAUAGAAAUUAAAAUUACUUCAGGAAAUGAAUAUUAAAUGUUCCAAAUUAGAUGAAUAAGCUUUUAUUUGUGAGUGAGAUUAUUCUCCUUUUUUUUCUUCAUUUUUGGCACUAGUUCAGGUUUUAGCUUGACCAGCAAAGGAUUUUUGACAAAUAAUUUAUGAAAAAUAAAACUUAGGUACAUUACAAGGGUUGUAAGGACAAAGGAUUUUAAAAUCUGACCACUUAGGUAAAGGGACAAGUGGCUUUAUGUUUAAAAAGAAAGAAGGAAAAGGUACUAUGUGAUAUGCUGCUAAAGUUUUUAAUCCUGAUAUAAUUCAUUUCUCUUACAUUGAAUCCCCAAUCAUAAUUAAGCCAUAUACACAGAUUAAAUUAACAGAAGCAUUUCACAUAAAUGUUGGUUUCAGUCAUCAACUACCCAUGAAUUCCUGCCCAAGGAUACUUAAUCAGGAUUAAAUUUUCUGUGAAUAAUUGAAAAACAAAAUACUCACUGGAUUUGUUAUAAUCCAUGUUGGCACUGGAUUCUAAGUAGUUGCCAUCUUGAAUCCUUUGUAAUAAAGCCAUAUUUGUGUGUGUGUGUGUGUGUGUGUGUGUGUGUGUUUGAUGCCCCUGUAUUGAGUAUGCUAGUUAAAAACUGCUCUUAUCAAGUGCCUGAUUAAAGAUUGCUAUGUGCUUGUCAAUACCUGUUGUAUAAAAUGAGUAGGCCCACUAAUGUUUACUGAUUUGAAAUUACUGUGUUGCUGUUUGUCAAGUUGGUCAAACCUUUUUAUUUUUACCUGUGGUUUAUUUAAAACAUACUCUUUAUCUACUUGUUACAUUUUUAACAAAGAAAUGGUGCAAUGAUCCAGUAAUUAAGCCUUUUCGUUAGAUAGUUAAUGUAUUGCAACUUAAAAUUAUCUAUAACUUUUUAUUUUUCCCUUGCAUGUAGACUUGUUGGAAAUGAAGAGUAUUCUUAUUCAUUUUAAAGGCAAAAUGUAUGUGUCUGUGACUAGCAGAAUGGCAAAGGAACAGGUCAGCCUGCUGUUGAAAUGACCUGAUAGUUCUUUGAUUAUCAUUUAUCAAACAAAAGCUGCAGGUUAAGACUAGAAAGUUUGAGGUAUAUCUUAGGUUUAUAGCAUCUGGUGAGUGGUCAUAACCUUUUUGUUUUACUGUGUCUCACACGCAAUACCCAUUGAUGUCUGUUGUGUUCAACUGAGUUGCUUUUAAUUAGCUAAGAAGAGUAGCCUUUUCAUAAAUUUUGUGAACUUGCAGCAGUGGGAAAGAAAUAAGCUUUGUGUCAUUUUACAUGAAUAACAUAGUAAAUAUAAUCGAAAGGUAUGUUUGCAUUUAUGAAACUUAACAGAUUUCUGUAACCUGACUCUUUAAUGUAUGGUUGAAAUUGCUGGUAAUUUAUUUUGUUAUUGAAGAGCCAUUGUGAAAUGAAGGAAAACAAUUGUGAAUAAAUGCAUCAAACUAUCUUUGAUUAGCAAUCAGGGACAAAACUUACAGUG